AUGCAACAGACCGAUACGCCCAGCCCUGUUGCUGUAGGAACACCCUCAAGUCCAGCGCCUCACGACCGUCGUUCCAAUUCAGAAGCAAGAACGGCUACACGGAGUACGGAGCGUUCUGCUCUACCUUCUCCACAUGUACAGCGUAGAGUGACUGCAAAGGGUCAAGUCACCAAACCAAAACAAGCCCAAAAGCGAGACGCGCGAAGUACAAGUAAAGACAAGGCGCGAAAGAAGUCAGGGAACAUAGGAAGAACAAGCAGCGAUGCAGCAUCACAUACGCUUGAAAACUCAGAAUCAGCAUCCACGCGACCGGCCGCACAGUCGUACCCAUUCCCGACUCGACCCAGCAUGCCAACCUGGUACACCUCGGUCUCACAACAGAGUCUGGCACAACUCGACCGGAGGCGUCCCCAGGAGCUUGCCGCUAUCGACGCGCUGAAAGACUGCAUCAGACGAUGUGAACAAGAAGGGGAUAAGAGCAAACUCACCAAAGAGUACAACGAUCUACGCAACCAUAUUCACAAGGCCGAGAUCAAACUAGAUAUGGAUAAGGUUAAAGCCAAGAAGACGCGCAUCUUGACAGAGAUGGGACUGCCUCGCAUCUUCAACAAGUAUGCCGACUUCCCCUGGGACCUCAAGGCUGACGCAUGGUACUUGUACGAGAGGUGGAUGAAUGAGGAUUUUGAACAGGACAUUCUCCGCGGCAUCGUCACUGUCAAAGGCAAAGACAGGAAUGGUGACCGUCUGGACCGCGCUUACACGACGAAGCACCCAAAAGACCCCAAGAUCAUCGGCAACAAUGGGGCUGUGAUCGGUCAGUGGUGGCCUUCGCAGCUCUGUGCUGUCCGUGACGGUGUGCACGGCGCGCCACAAGGAGGUAUCUAUGGCGACAAAGACAGAGGUGCUUACAGCAUUGUACUCUCGGGUGGUGGGUACCAUGACCGAGACGACGGUGACACCAUCGAGUACAGCGGCACAGAAGGAAGUAACUUCGAGAUUAAGGCUGCAACGCAGUCGAUGAUCACUAGCGCUAAACUCGGGAACCAUAUCCGCGUCCUGCGUUCCUCCCAGCUGCCCAAGUCAAACAAAUAUCGCCCUAGCUGUGGCCUACGCUACGAUGGGCUGUACCAGAUCAAGUCUUACAAAGAGGUUGACCUAGAGAAGCAGAUGUACCGGUUCCAUCUCGAAAGGGUUCCAGACCAAGAGCCUAUUCGGUUCGAGGGCGUCACAAUGCGACCCACAGUGUUCGAGGAAGAGGUGUAUGAGAGGUGCAAGGGCAGGAUCUUAUGA
Macroventuria anomochaeta is the source of this 1290-nucleotide messenger RNA. RefSeq lists its product as uncharacterized. Lineage: Eukaryota; Fungi; Ascomycota; Dothideomycetes; Pleosporales; Didymellaceae. The record is from RefSeq and is a predicted model, not a curated record. The transcript is spliced from 2 exons. The coding region runs from base 1 to 1290 and encodes 429 amino acids. Gene Ontology annotation, molecular function: ubiquitin protein ligase activity. Gene Ontology annotation, biological process: negative regulation of gene expression via chromosomal CpG island methylation; protein ubiquitination.